This is a messenger RNA of Lathyrus oleraceus (garden pea), 1350 nucleotides long. RefSeq lists its product as uncharacterized. Bases 1 to 1350 code for a protein of 449 amino acids. The transcript is spliced from 3 exons. NCBI's taxonomy places the organism in Eukaryota, Viridiplantae, Streptophyta, Magnoliopsida, Fabales, Fabaceae. The record is from RefSeq and is a predicted model, not a curated record.
AUGUCACAACAUCAAAAUACUUCUACUUCAAAAACUACUAAGUCUACUCAAAAGGUUAGCGCUCCUUCCAUGGACAUUCCCGAUGAUGAGAUUCUAGAUGUGGUUCCUCUAUCAGUUAUUCCCUACGAGGCCCUUGAUUUGAACCAUCCCAUGGAUGCCUUAGCUUUUGCAUGCCUCAAUCAAGGUAACAUCUCUAGUAUCCCUUCUGGCUCAACUCCUGCCACUAAUUCUAAGGAAGAUAUACACCACACUAAUCGUGUUAUAAGAAACCUAGUCACUAGAAUCCUUAAUGAAGGACAUUCUGUGAAGGGAGUCUCUACUCCCCUGUCUAAAAUGUACCCUUAUCCUGAGGUUGAACAACAUAGUCAGAAGGAUGACGAUUCCUCCAGUUCUGAGAAGGACAUGGCUGCUGAAGGGUUGUGCUCUCUAGGGAAAACUGUGUCUGAUAAAGGAAAAUCCGUGGCAUCUAAAACUGCCAAUACUUCCCACUCUGAGAAGCAUGAUGAUGCAAACGAUGUGAUUGACCUAGAAGAUGAUAGGUAUGAUGAUCAAGAGGAUAGAUUACUUCAUCAUUUAAAGCCAAGUGUGGCUAAACGCAUGAAGACUCGAAAAGCUAAGAAGACUGCUGGUAUUGGGCCCUCUAAAUCUUGGAGCAUGGUUGAAAUGAAGAAGAGGAAGGUUAGAGAAGAUUCUGAGUCUGAUGAGGAUGUUAAGGAAGAUGUCCCUGACAUCUCUCCUGUGAAGAAAACCACUGUGAGGAAGUCUCCUGUUAAAGUUGUUGCUGUGUUUGUGAGGGGUAAGUGUAUCACAUUUUCUCCCACUGUUAUUAACAAUUUUCUGGGAAGAAAAAUUGAGGGUGCAGGUGAAUUGGAAGCUACAGACAAUGAGGUAUGUAGAGAGAUUACAGCUAGGCAGGUGAAAGGUUGGCCUAUUAAGAAGCAUCUUCCUGUUGAGAAGUUAACUGUCAAGUAUGCUAUAUUGCAUAAAAUAGGAGCUGCGAAUUGGGUGCCUACCAACCAUAUUUCCACCAUUGCUAAUACCCUUGGAAGUCAUGUCGAAGAUAUUGUCAUGACAUCUGCCAUGAAAAAUCCAACCUCAAAAGUUGGAACAAUUGCUGAGCUUAAGGAGACUUGUAAAGAGCUGGGUGAAGGGAUAAGGGUAGCAACAACUAGGAAACAAUCGUUAGAAGCCUUGAUUUCAAGCUUGGAGCAAGCUGAAGGUGAUCAUAUUGAACAUGCUAAGGAAGCUGAAUCCCACACCUCUAGUAUGAGGUCUGCAAACAAUGCUGAGACAAGUGGCAAUUCUGUUUCUGGUGCUGAUGAAGCUGCAAGCUCAAGCUCUAUUGAUUAA